Carassius gibelio (silver crucian carp) is the source of this 3514-nucleotide messenger RNA. RefSeq names its product ubiquitin carboxyl-terminal hydrolase CYLD. The transcript is spliced from 15 exons. Gene Ontology annotation, biological process: protein K63-linked deubiquitination. Lineage: Eukaryota; Metazoa; Chordata; Actinopteri; Cypriniformes; Cyprinidae. Gene Ontology annotation, molecular function: cysteine-type deubiquitinase activity; K63-linked deubiquitinase activity. Gene Ontology annotation, cellular component: cytosol. Bases 405 to 2723 code for a protein of 772 amino acids. The record is from RefSeq and is a predicted model, not a curated record.
CUGGCUGUUCGAAACUUUAUAGACCGACUGUAACUGUGUCUGGAGAGUAGUUACAUUUAGAGCAGGAUUAUAAACAUCACUGUAUUUAUACUAAAAACAUUUUAACUGUUUGGAUGGAAGAGGACGAAGACUGACAGUUUUGCAGUCUAACGAGAUUCGUUUUGGGAUACAGAAAUCGAAAGUAACGUUACUAACUUACUGAGGGUGUCUACGCAGCUCCUUCUAUCUACCGUCGCAGAUGUUUUACAUUUUUUACGUUCUGAGGGUAUUUAAAUGACGAAGGAGAGAAAUAUGCUUUAUGUAGAGGAAGUGAGCAAGUGACUCCAAGGCUUUAGGCCCAUGCCAACACUGGUGUAAAGCAAAAGCUUGACGUACUUCAGUUUUCCAAGUGACAUUUUCAAGAAAUGGCUUCAGCUGACAACAAUAUAUACUUCAUUAUAACUGCAAAUCCACCUUCACCAAAUAGCCACAUAAACGCUGGUCAAAUAUGCUUCAUAGGUAAACAGCGAUUUGAUUUAUGGCAAAAGAGAAAUGACAGAAAUAUGCCUGUAGUUUGUAUGGGCACACCAUUCGAUGUAUACCUUAAUGAAGUUCUUCUGCAGCAACUGAAGCCCAGAUCAGCAGAAUUACUGCUGGCUCUUGAAUCAAAUGAAAUGCGACUCUUGGCACUGAAAGAUCCUGAGGCUUUAAAGGAGGCGUCAAAUCUGUCUGAAGGCAGUCAGGUUUACGUGGAAUAUAAUGGGCAAUGGCUCAAAGGUGUGAUUCGAUAUGUUGGCGGUCUUUCAACUUCAUCUUAUAUGUCUGAUCCUAUAAGAGGAGUCUUCUUUGGGGUGGAACUGCAGGGGGAAGAUAAAGAAAAAGGCCAAAAUGAUGGUUCCUACCUCCACCAAACAUACUUCACAUGUCCUAAAAACUCAGGCAUUUUUGCCCCUUUUACAAGAAUCAAACCAGUGGAUCAUAAACCAUCAGCACCGCUGCUACCAACUCAGUCUUCCCUGUCCAUGACAUCUACUGAACCUCUCAAAGUUGGAGACAGAGUUACCUUUCUUAGUGACAUAAAUGAUCACCAUGGCAUGAUUAUGGAUAUAAAGGACAGCCCAGAUGGUAAAAUGGUUCUCAUAUCUACUGAUAGGGAUAAAGAGGGGAAGCAAGGGGGUGAGAUGUUGGUCCCAUUGGAUUUUGUAAUUAAAGAGGAGCCAUUAAAUAAAGAUGGAACUGAAAAAAUGGACACUUCUCAAGGCUCCGAGAUGGGGGGUGUUACUGAUUUUGACGAAAUUACUGUUGGCUCCCUAGUGCAGAUCCUGGGAAAAGAGCUAGCUUAUGGAAUUGUCCGCUGGGUUGGCAGUUUACCUGAUUGUCUUGAGACGAUUGCUGGACUGGAACUGGAGAACAGCAGUGCCGGUGUGACUGAUGGGACAUAUAAAGGAAAACGUUACUUUAACUGUCCUCCUCGUUGUGGUUUAUUUGUGAAAUUAUCAUCUUGUCGGCCUGAUGAUCGUUUUUCUGGUGCAAAGGAGCAGCACUUUAAUGGACAUUCUGAUCAUAAUGGGGCAAUUGUAUAUGAGGAACAGGAGAAUGUACCACCUAUUAGAACAGAAGAUGUGUCCAAGCGAUUGAUUGGUAAGAAGAAAGGCAUUCAGGGUCACUGCAACUCCUGUUAUAUGGACUCUGCCCUGUUCAGUGUGUUUUCCUGUUCAUCAGUACUGGAUUCUAUGCUUUUUAAGUCUACCGAACAUGAAACCAUUCAAAACAUUCUGCUAAAGAACAUUGUCAACCCUCUCCGCAAACAAGGCUUUGUAUCAGAGCGCAGUGUGAUGAAUCUUCGGAAACAAUUACAGAAUCGGGAACACUGCCCCACUUACACCACAGAUGAGAAGGAUCCCGAGGAGUUCCUCUCUCUCAUCAUGCAAGAGAUUCUCUCUCUAGAUCCGCCACUCAAACUCUGCCAUUCGGGAAGUAGACAAAAAGUGCAAAGCUGUUACUACUACCAAAUCUUUAUGGAUCAUAACCACCAUUUAGUCCUGCCAACAGUUCAACAGCUACUGGAACAUUCGUUUUACAGCAACAGUCUCAAACUAGCAGAGGUGCCUGCCUGUCUGAUUCUUACUAUGCCUCGCUCAGGGAAGAGUUUCAAAAUGUUUCCAAAAAUAAUUCCCUCUACAGAACUGGACAUCACUGGUCUUCUCGCGGAUGGUCCUCAGCAGUGUGUGUUGUGUGGUCAGCUAGCAAAUGAGGAGUGUGCUGAGUGCUUCAGAGACACAGUGUUCAGUGAUACAGGAUUCAAGUAUUUCUGUGAGAAAUGUUCCACUCAGGUGCACUCUCACCAGCAGCGUCGAUGCCACAAGCCCAGGCGCCUGCUUCUUCCUCAGGGCUUCUCUUACUCACAGAGUUCAGGGUCUGAUCGCCGCACGCCUCCACGGGAGAAACUCGAGCUGUUUGCUGUGCUGUGUAUAGAGACCAGCCACUAUGUCUCUUUCGUCAAAUACGGACCUCAGGAUACUGACUGGAUCUUCUUUGACAGUAUGGCUGACCGUGUUGGUGAAAUCGAUGGCUAUAAUAUGCCAGAAGUGCGGGCAUGUCCUGAAGUUGGCCAGUACCUACAUAUGCCUCUGUCUCAGCUGGCUAAUCAAGUGCCCCGAGAGAUGAAAGGUGUGGCGAAGAGACUCUUCUGCGAUGGUUACAUGUACCUUUAUCAGAGCAGGACCAUGUCUCUAUAUCGAUGAGUAAAUCAACACGUACUGUACAUGUCAAUAACUGAGAAUGUGCCAUCUGAUUGUCUGUGACUAUGCCUGUUUAGUCAUGGAUUCUAAUAAUGUUAUUUUCAAAGGAAAUCAUGAAACGAUAUGCUUCUGCUCCAUAUUUGAGCAUUUAAAAGUCUAAAAUGUACACUUUCUGUUGGAAUUAUUUUGGCAUUCCCGUAUUGCAUUGCCUGGGUGGGUGGUGCAUACUCUUUUAAACAUGCUGGAUGAAGACGGUGCAGCUGAUAUCCUUGAUUUAGUGACUUAGACUUGAAAAAAACUACUCAAAUGCCAAAGUACCUUUUAUGUUUAUAAGAAAUAAUAAUAAUAGCAUUUUCUAAUUGUACUAAAAUGGAAAGAGUUUUUAUAUUUUUUAUUCCAAUGCGUAUUGCUGGGCUGUGAGCAGACCUACUGUAGCUUGCUGCCUAAUUCAUGUUCACAGAAAAGGGGGUCAAGACAUGUUUGUUUACAUUUAAAACUGGCAAGAUAAAAAUGUUGUUCCUAUAACUAUGAAGAUCUAUGAAGUUGAUGACUUGCAUAACUUAAUUGUAGUGGUUCUUGUGGUCCAUUUAUUAAUUCUGUAUUUUCUGUGGCUACUGAAUAAUAUUGUGAGCAGUACUGAAUGUGAUCACUGCGUCAUCAAUUAUCAGUUAAAGUAUUUUGAUUACGUUUUCUCUUGAAUUUGUUUGUUUUAGUGUAUCUGGUUUAAUUCCAAUGAAAAAGAUCAACCAAAAAAAUAAAUAUAUCUUGACAGGAAUUACAUCCUGUACGUCCUC